AUGGAUUUUGGAGGAGAAAAACCUCCCUUGAAGAUAUGUUCACUAGGUGUUGUUAAGGUGACCCCUCCUUUCCUUUUCAAGAACCUGACACCAGAUUGUAAACCAGUGGCUAAUAAGUCAAGAUUAUACUCCUUGAGUGACAAGAAGUUCAUUGAAGCCGAGACUGAGCGUUGCAAUAAGAGAGAAGAAGAGAAACCGUACACUGCAUUUGAAGCUGGGGGCAAACUUUAUGAGUUCAGUCGCAUUCCAUUUGGAGUGAAAAAUGGAGUAGCAGCUUUUCAACGUGUGCUUGACGAAAUCCUUAAGAAAGAAAAAAACAAGUGUGACUUCAAAGUCAGAUCCAUUAAAUUACUUGGGUAUUCAGUAACAGAUGGGGAAAUCAAACCCGAUCCGGAACGCUUGCAACCACUGUGGAAUCUUUCACCCCCUAAAGAUGCAGCUUCUCUUUGCAUGACCAUGGGAUUGCUUGCACAUUACUCAAGAUGGAUACCUAAAUUUUCAGAGAAAAUCUGCCCUCUCACACAAGCCAAUGGUUUUCCUUUGUCCACUGAAGCACUGCUAGCUCUCGGGAACUUGAAGAAAGACAUUGCUAGUGCGGUGGUAACGGCCAUUGAUCCCUCCUCUCUUUUCACUGUGGAAACGGACGCCUCUGAUCAUGCGAUAGCAGCUACUCUGACACAGAAUGAUCGCCCAGUGGCUUUCUUUUCCCGCACUCUCACUCGCAGUGAACAAGGACAUUCCUCAGUAGAAAAGGAAGCUUAUGCCAUAGUGGAGGCAUUGAGGAAGUGGAGACACUACUUAAUUGGACACCACUUCAAGCUCAUCACUGACCAACGUAGUGUAAAGUUUAUGUUUGACUCUAAAUCAAACAGUAAAAUAAAGAAUGACAAAAUAACGAGGUGGCGAGUUGAACUCUCAUGUUUUCACUAUGUCAUAGUAUACCAUCCAGGAACAGAAAACAUACCAACUGAUGCUCUCUCCCGCAUCUGUGGUGCCACUACUUCUGAUAAACUCCAAGAACUUCAUGGAAUCCUAUGUCACCCUGGGAUAUCUCGCAUGAUGCAUUUUGUCCAGGGGCGGAAUCUACCUUACUCGGUAGAAGAAGUGAGGAAAAUUACCACCUCUUGCCAAGUGUGUUUAGAGCUCAAACCUCAAUUCAUCAAAUCCUCGGGACAACUGAUCAAAGCAACCCAGCCUUUCGAGAGGUUGAACUUAGAUUUCAAAGGCCCAGUUCCCUCUCAAUCUAGAAACAAGUACCUCCUCACUGUUGUGGAUGAAUUUUCAAGGUUCCCGUUUGUUUUCCCUUGUGCAGAUAUGACCACUAGAACUGUCAUCGGUUGUUUGGUGCAACUUUUUGCUUUGUUUGGCAUGCCAGCGUACAUCCACACUGACAGGGGUGCAUGUUUUAUGUCUGAAGAGCUGAAGGAUUUCCUGAUGAAGAAAGGUGUUGCUACCAGUCGCACUACACCUUAUAACCCUAAAGGGAAUGGUCAGGCUGAAAAAUAUAACGGAAUUAUAUGGAAAACUCUGACAUUAGCCCUUAAGACAAGGAACCUUGAUGUGUCUCAGUGGGAAACUGUUCUCCCAGAUGCUCUCCAUUGUAUAUGCUCCUUGUUGUGCACUUCCACGUACUCACGAACUGCUAGUGACAACCGUGAAAGUACAGAUGCUGGGGUUCCUGUAUCUCAGUCCGAGGUUCCUGAGGAAUUGUCAGUUGCAAAUGCUCCUCAGGAGAUUGCACGCGGUCUCUCCCAUGUGGAUAUUGCUUCUCAGCAUGACACUCUUCAGGAAUCCCGUACAGUCCCUCAACAGGUAGCCUCACCUCCUCCACUUCGAAGGUCAGAGAGAGUGAGGCAACCUCCAAAGUACCUUCAGGAUUACUCCAAGUGA
Molecule: messenger RNA, 1890 nt
Organism: Macrobrachium nipponense
Lineage: Eukaryota; Metazoa; Arthropoda; Malacostraca; Decapoda; Palaemonidae
Exons: 4
Coding region: 1-1890 (629 amino acids)
Biological process (GO): DNA integration
Molecular function (GO): nucleic acid binding
Source: RefSeq, a predicted model, not a curated record